AAAAGGAUGUAGGUAAGAAAAGUCCACUUCUUGAGAACUGUUUAACUCAUUAAGUGGAGACUUUGAGAAAAAUAGUUAUUAAACACGUCAUGAGUGAAAAACCCCUUCAUUCGGAUCCUGUGUUUGAUCAUGUAGGUCACAGAGCCCGGGGCAGGGGAGGGCUCUGGUGUCACAGGUGUAGCAGUCUGACGCAGCGAGUGUGCUGUGUGGGAUUUCCUGUCUGCCUCAGCUGUAAUUAACCUAGUGCGUAAUAGACCGUGGCCCAGCGUGAUCACGUAUCACUGGUGUGUUGGCCACACAACUGAGUGUACAUCCAUAGAGCUGAACAGCCUGAGCACUGUGUUCUCGGUUCAUGCCUUGAGGUUUACGUUUUUUUAAUAUAAGAUGGAGACCGAAAGUGAGAGUGGCACUUCAGGAGAUGACAGUGUCUUUUGGUUGGAUUCGGAAGUCGUAAGCCAGGAGACUGACAGUGAAGAGGGAGAAAGAGAAGGACCUUUCAGGAAGAUGAAGUCCUCGGUACAUUCUGAAGAGGAUGAUUUUGUUCCAGAACUACACAGAAACAUUCACCCUCGAGAGCGGCCUGAUUGGGAAGAAACACUUAGUGCAAUGGCAAGAGGAGCAGACGUUCCAGAAAUUCCUGGAGACCUCAGUCUUAAGACAUGUAGCAGUACAGCCAGUAUGAAGGUUAAACAUGUGAAAAAACCCACCAAUCCAGGACUGAUGGGCUGUGACAACAUUCACAGGUUACCCUUCACUAAAGGUCACUUUCCGAAGAUGGCUGAAUGUGCACAUUUCCAUUAUGAGAACGUUGAGUUUGGCAGCAUACAGCUUUCACUUUCAGAAGAACAGAAUGAAGUAACAAAAAAUGGCUGUGAAUCUAAAGAGCUGGUCUACCUCGUGCACAUUGCUUGUCAGGGCAAAAGUUGGAUUGUUAAAAGAAGUUAUGAAGAUUUUCGGGUACUUGAUAAACAUCUUCAUUUAUGUAUAUAUGAUCGUCGAUUCUCCCAGCUCUCAGAGCUUCCCCGGUCUGAUGCCCUGAAGGACAGCCCAGAGUCGGUCUCUCAGAUGCUUAUGGCUUACCUGUCCCGCCUUUCAGCUAUUGCUGGCAACAAGAUCAAUUGUGGACCUGCCCUUACUUGGAUGGAGAUUGAUAAUAAGGGAAAUCAUCUGCUAGUUCAUGAAGAAUCAUCCAUUAACACGCCUGCUGUUGGUGCUGCCCAUGUUAUCAAGAGGUACACGGCUCGGGCCCCCGAUGAACUAACCUUAGAGGUGGGAGACAUUGUUUCUGUUAUUGACAUGCCCCCUAAAGUGUUAAGCACGUGGUGGAGAGGCAAGCAUGGAUUUCAGGUGGGACUCUUCCCUGGACACUGUGUUGAGUUAAUCAAUCAGAAAGUCCCCCAGUCAGUGACCAACUCAGUGCCAAAACCAGUAUCUAAAAAGCACGGCAAGCUCAUUACUUUCUUACGCACAUUCAUGAAGUCUCGUCCAACAAAACAGAAGUUGAAGCAGCGUGGGAUCUUGAAAGAAAGGGUGUUUGGUUGUGACCUGGGAGAACAUCUUCUGAAUUCCGGUUUUGAAGUCCCCCAGGUUCUUCAAAGCUGUACAGCAUUCAUUGAGAGAUAUGGGAUCGUGGAUGGAAUAUAUCGUCUCUCUGGCGUUGCCUCCAAUAUCCAGAGAUUACGCCAUGAAUUUGACUCGGAACAUGUUCCCGACCUGACAAAAGAACCCUAUGUUCAAGACAUCCAUUCUGUGGGCUCCCUGUGUAAGCUGUAUUUCCGAGAGCUCCCAAACCCUUUGCUCACUUACCAGCUUUAUGAGAAAUUUUCUGAUGCUGUUUCAGCAGCAACAGAUGAAGAAAGGCUGAUAAAAAUUCAUGAUGUCAUCCAGCAGCUGCCCCCUCCGCACUACAGAACACUGGAGUUCCUAAUGAGACACUUGUCUCUUCUAGCUGACUAUUGUUCCAUCACAAAUAUGCAUGCCAAAAACCUAGCAAUUGUUUGGGCUCCAAACCUGCUAAGAUCAAAACAAAUAGAAUCUGCCUGCUUCAGUGGAACAGCAGCUUUCAUGGAAGUGAGAAUUCAGUCUGUGGUUGUUGAGUUCAUUCUCAAUCAUGUUGACGUGCUCUUCAGUGGGAAAAUCAGUGCUGUCAUUCAGGAGGGGGCAGCUUCUCUUUCAAGACCCAAGUCCUUGCUGGUUUCGUCUCCAUCCACCAAGCUGCUGACUCUGGAGGAAGCCCAGGCGCGAACUCAAGCUCAGGUCAAUUCUCCAAUUGUAACUGAAAAUAAAUAUAUCGAAGUAGGAGAAGGACCUGCUGCACUUCAGGGAAAAUUUCAUACCAUAAUUGAGUUCCCACUUGAAAGGAGGAGGCCUCAAAAUAAAAUGAAAAAAUCUCCUGUGGGCAGCUGGCGUUCCUUCUUCAACUUGGGAAAAUCCUCAUCUGUUUCGAAGCGGAAGCUGCAGCGUAAUGAGAGUGAGCCCUCAGAGAUGAAAGCCAUGGCCCUGAAAGGUGGCAGGGCAGAGGGGACCCUCCGUUCAGCUAAAAGUGAAGAAUCUCUUACUUCUCUCCAUGCAGUCGAUGGUGAUUCCAAGCUGUUCCGACCCAGAAGACCCAGAUCGAGCAGUGAUGCCCUGAGUGCUUCUUUUAAUGGAGAAAUGCUGGGGAACCGCUGUAAUUCCUAUGAUAACUUGCCCCAUGACAACGAAAGUGAGGAGGAUGUAGGGCUGCUGCAUAUCCCAGCUCUCGUGUCUCCUCAUUCAGCGGAGGAGGUUGAUCUGAGCCCACCAGACAUUGGAGUAGCCAGCCUAGAUUUUGAUCCAAUGUCAUUUCAAUGCAGUCCUCCUAAGGCCGAAUCGGAAUGUAUGGAGAGCGGGACUUCCUUUUUAGAUUCAUUAGGAUACUCCAAGGAUAAACAGAGUACCAAUAAAAAGGAUACAGAAGCGGGUGGUAGCCAGUCUCAGACUCCCGGAAGCACUGCAAGUUCUGAACCCGUCUCCCCUCUUCAGGAGAAACUGAGUCCAUUCUUCACCCUGGACUUGAGCCCGACUGAAGAGAAAUCAUCUAAGCCAUCCUCAUUCACUGAAAAGGUCGUCUAUGCUUUCUCUCCAAAGAUUGGACGGAAAUUAAGCAAAUCACCUUCUUUGAACAUAUCUGAGCCAAUUUCAGUGACCCUUCCCGCUCGAGUGUCAGAAGUCACCGGUACCGUCUCCAACACAGCAACUCAGAGUGCACCUUCUGCGGCCUGGAACAAAGGCAGUGAAGAAGAUGAUGUAAACAGAUCCCCCACCCAGGUAGUAAAGAUGAAGGCAAAUGAGAGAGAGGCCCAGGAAGAGUGUGAGUCUGAAGCCCGGCCCCUGGGCCAGGUGGCUGCUGCGGAAGUAGACUCGCCAGUCAAGGAAGAGCCUGCUUCAAGCAGUCAGAGUAAGGCGGUACCUUCUGGACAGACUCAGACAGGAGCAGAUACCCAUGACUCCCCUCAGGAGUCCGUUCCUGUCAGUUCAGUCUCUCUUAUCCCACCACCACCGCCUCCGAAAAAUGUUGCCCGCCUGUUGGCACUAGCGUUAGCCGAGUCUGCACAGCAAGCCUCCACUCAGUCAUUGAAGAGGCCAGGGACUUCCCAGGCUGCUUGUACACUUUAUGGAGACCUGGCAGUGGCUGCAGCUGAAGAUCCACUGCCUGCUUCCUACUCUAGCGUUACUCUAGAUAAGGCCUAUUUCCAACCCGAGAGGUCUGCAGAGCACUUCCACCUGCAGAACCAGGUCUCUGGGAACUGUGACCAGCCAGUUCCAGAGACAGCAGCUACUGGGGAGUAUGCCCCUUCCAGUGUCACUGACUCUGGGGAGCAGCCCCACUCGGCAGACUUACCUGGCAGUCAGCUGCAUCGAGUCUAUUUACCUGGGGACCCAGAAAAGGCCAGAGUCACCUCAGUUCCGUCAGCAGACCCUAAACCUGAUGAGCACGGAGGCUUCCCUGAAGACCAGUUUGCGAAGACCGGUGGGCCGACCGUCUCCUUUGUGGAUCAGGAUCAGCCUCAGCUCCAUUUCUACAGUGGAGAUCAGCCUCCUUAUCUUGGUGCAAGUGUGGAAAAGCCCCAUCGCCCUUCAGAACUUGCAGACCAAUCUCCCACAACUUCUCAUUUGCCUCGGGACAAAAUCUACCCUCCUUCUGGGUCCCCUGAAGAGAAUACCAGCACCGCUGCCCUGGCUUACGUGAGCACCGCCCCAGCAGCAGCUGAAGGCAGCUCCAGGGAUGCCAGCUGGGAUGUGGUUGAGCAACCCACCGCUGUGGAGUUUGUUGCCGCCACCCUUCAGCGCGCCCACAGAGCUCACCGUCCCCUUCCCCCGCCUCCUUCCCAGAGACCCUCGGAGCAGCUGGCAGUCUCGGGGCAGGUACAAGCAGCAGCCAGUAUAGGAUUAAACAACCCCCACAAGGUCCAAGGAGUAGUUGCAGCUCCAGAGAGGCCGCCUGAACCCAGAGCCUUGGGUGAUCCUGCACCUGCCCUUGUGGGUGAGGGCGGUGCUGCCGCGCAGUGUCCCGGCCCUGCUCCUGCUCUCCAGCCAGCCCUUCCCGAGAAGGUGCGGGAAGGUGCCAGGGCUCCCCCGCUGCACCUGCGCGCAGAGUCUGUCCCCACGCACUCCCCCUGUGGCUUUCCUAUGCCCGCACCCCCGACCAGGACCAUGGAGAGCCAGCUCACUGCGGCCGCGCACUCCAGCAGCACAGACACUCCCUGCAGCUCUGGUUACCGUCCCUUUGUCCCAGCUUCCUUGGCUUCUGGGGAUGACGUUUUGCCUUUGCCCCUUCCUGUCCCACAACCUAAGCACGCCUCCCAGAAAACGGCAUAUUCCACCUCUGCCAGGCCUGAUGUCACCCCUGAGCCCUUUGGUCCAGAAAACUGUCUGCAUUUCAGUGUGACCCCAAACUGCCAGUACCGGCCCCAGAGUGUGCCCCCGCAUCACAGAAAAGUGGGGCAGCACCAGGCCUACGGCUCCAGGUCGGAGCCGCCAGCCUCCAUGGGUCCCCGUUACAACACAUACGUGGCCCCAGGAAGAAGCGUGUCUGGACACCACGCGAAGCCGUGCAGCCGCCCUGAGUACGUGUCCUCUCUGAGCUCCUCUGUCCGGGCCAGUUGUUACCCCGAAGACAUGCCCCCGUACCCCACCAUCCGCAGGGUGCAGUCUCUCCACGCCCCUCCAUCGUCCAUGAUUCGCUCUGUCCCCAUUUCACGGACAGAGGUGCCCCCAGACGACGAGCCAGCCUACUGCCCGAGACCCCUGUACCAGUAUAAGCCAUAUCAGUCCUCGCAGGCCCGCUCGGAUUAUCACGUAACACAGCUCCAGCCCUACUUUGAGAACGGCCGGGUGCACUACCGCUACAGCCCGUACUCGAGUUCUUCCAGUUCCUACUGCAGCCCAGACGGGGCCCUGUGCGACGUGGACGCCUAUGGCACAGUGCAGCUGAGGCCCCUCCACCGCCUCGCCAGCCGCGACGUGGCUUUCUGCAACCCUAGGCUGCAAGGAAAGAGCUGGUACAGUUACCCCGGUUUGCCUCCACGUCCCCGGGCCAGCGUGACUGGCUAUUUCUCUGCUAACGACCACAACGUUGUCAACAUGCCUCCGGUCGCCGACGUAAAGCACACGUACACCUCGUGGGAUCUGGAGGACAUGGAAAAGUACCGCAUGCAGUCCAUCCGGAGAGAGAGCCGUGCCCGGCAGAAGGUGAAAGGGCCUGUUGUGUCCCAGUAUGACAACAUGAGCCCGGCAGUGCAGGACGACCUGGGAGGGAUCUACGUCAUCCACCUACGGAGUAAAUCAGAUCCUGGGAAAACUGGACUUCUCUCGGUGGCGGAAGGGAAGGAGGGGCGGCACCCAGCCAAGGCCGUCAGUCCCGAGGGAGACGACCGCUUCUAUCGGAAGCACCCCGAGCCAGAGUUCGACAGAGCCCACCACCACGGCGGGUAUGGCAACGGGCCGUCAGAGAAGCCGUCCCUCCCCCAGAAGCAGAGUAGCCUCAGGAACAGGAAGCUGCAUGACAUGGGCUGCAGUCUCCCCCAGCACAGGGUGCACCAGGAAGCAAGCCAUAGGCAAUUAUGUGAAUCGAAAAACGGGCCCCCUUACCCCCAGGGAGGUGGCCAGUUGGACUACGGGCCCAAAGGGAUUCCAGACGCUUCGGAGCCGGUCGGUUACCAUAACUCUGGAGGGAAAUAUAUGACAUCAGGGCAGGAAUCUUUAAGACUGAACCCCAAGGAGGCGAGGCUCUCCAAGGAGCCCGAGAGGCCUCGGGCUCGGCAGCCGCCUGCCCCCGAGACACACUCCCGGGACUGCUACAAGGAAGAGGAACACCUCGCUCAGGCAGUCGUCCCUCCCCCUAAACCAGAGAGGAGCCACAGCCUGAAACUCCACCACACGCAGAGCAUGGAGAGGGACCCCGGCGUGCUGUACCAGUACCAGACGCACGGCAAGCGCCAGAGCAGUGUGACUGCAGUGCCCCAGUAUGAUAACCUGGAGGGCUACCACUCCCCACCCCAGCACCAGCGAGGAGGCUUCGGCGCGGCAGCGGCAGUGGCAGUGGGGACGUACGCGCCCUCCGGCUUUCCCCACCCACAGAACAGGACAUACGCCACGGCUCUGGGUCAGGGCGCCUUCCUGCCCACAGAGCUGUCCUUGCAGCAUCCUGAGACACAGGUCCAUGCAGAAUGAGCCCUGGGAGCAAUAGAGUUGAAGCAGCCUCUGCUGGACAGUGGACUGUUCUAUUUUUUUCAGUAACCAAAAAUUAAAAAAUAAAAUAGAAAGCUACAAAACCCCCAACCACAUUUAAAACAAAAACAAAAACCGUAAUAAGAAAAAGAAAUCACUCUCUUUUCCCCCUUCCCUGCUUCAUCACCACCCCUUCCAUCUACAAACUGUGUCAUUUUUGUUAUUUAAAGAUCUGAGCGAUUGUAAAGCACUGUGUUGAAAACCUAGUAAAGAAAUUUGUUACAGACCGUACUUGCCAUACAGGGCUAAUUUUUAAGAGCCUGAGGACUGCCUUUAACUGAAUUUGAAUUUGACUUUGUCCUUUUAGUAUUUGCUGAAUACUUCAGAGCAGCUGAGAGCCACGUCCCAGGAGGUCUCUGGGUGUCUGUUGUGUUCCUACUCGAUUUCUCAAUAGCCAUGAACCUCGCCCAGAGUGACUCUCGUUUUUCUCAUUUCAUUCCCCCUGUCUUAGAAGGGGCUGUGUAUUAAAUUAGAGGGUAGAAAAAAAUAACUUUCUUCCAGAUCCUUCAGAUAAGUCUAUUGGACAUAGAGCAAAUUAUACCCCCCCCCCCAAAAAAAAGGAACAGCCUCAUUUCACUGCAGAGGGAUUUUUAAGUUAGGAUUGAAGAAAAUUCUUAGAUGGAAGUCUAACUGACCUUUGUUAUCUGGCACCAGAAAACGACCUCAGUGCUCCUGAGCUGUUGCCUACCUUCAUUUCUUUUUUCUUUUUUUUUUUUCUCAGUAAUAUUUAGUAAAUUGUGAUCCUGGUGAAAUGUUUCACACCAUUUGUUUUCCUAAAGCAACUGUUUUUUUUCAUUUAAAAACAAAAACCAGCAUGGUUUGCCUGGAUAAAGACACGGAAUUUAUCAUGACUACAAAUUUACAUGUUAAUUUGUUUCUAAAUCAGGUUUCCCAUGACUCUUUCAAGUAGCUACAUCCAUUAGUAAACUGAGCGUUCCCACAGUGACCACUUAGCACAGCCGGUUUCACCCGCUGGCAUUCUGGGCAGCGACCAUAAGUGUUCGCUGGAACGGAUGCUGUCCGCAUUCUAAGGAGUUAAUGUGCUGUUUCUUUCCUCUGUCCGAGUGCGAUCACAGUCUUACUGUAAUUGCCAUCUACACCAGCAUUUCAGGUAUAGUUCUUGUAACGCUGUAGACAUGUUCCACAUGUUUGAUACCAAGGACUUUCUUUUGAAAGUUGCAUAUUCCAUUUUCUCAACCCACCCCACCAUGUCCACCAGCCUAGAAGGCAGUCCUAUAUUUACAGAACGAGGUGAGAUUGUCAUGUCAUUCCAUAACUCUUAAUAAUACUUGAUUUUUUAUACAUUCACAUGUUUUAAAUGCUCGGUUUGUAGAAGAUCCUAGGGGAAUUUCAUUCCAUUUACUUGAUGGUUGCUGCUCUGGCUUUUUAAAACUUGGAAUUAACUUUUAUUUAGAGCAAAGGAAAAUCUUUUAAGAGGCUAAAUUCAUGCUGCUAUUAUUGCUGUGAAAUUGUAUAAAGCUUAGGGUUUGUGCCAGUUUUUUUAACCUAAAAAGAAAAUCAUGUGAUUGCAUUUUAAGGGUUUCUAUUUAGAAAAAUAAAGUUUUAAGAGCAACAUAUUUACUUAUAUGUGGAAAUACGCUAUAAGAUUUUUCUUUCAUUCCCCCAGAAUUGCUCAGAGAGAUUCAGUAAAGGUCAUGGUCGAAAUCCUGAAAUGGAAAAGGCCUGUGGAAAUUCAGGCCUCUAGAUUCAAAGUGCAGACCGGCCUGGCUUUUGGUCCCAAUGUCAGGAAAGCUAGGAUAGGAUGCUUCCAUUUCGCACCCGCACAUCAGGGGCUUUGUGCAGGAGUUUGCUCUUUGGUGAGUAUGCAGCACUCAUUUUUUUUAAGGCAUACCACCUUUUUGUCAGUAGGCAACCCAUUGCCCCUUUGAGAUUAAGCUCUCACCCCCAGCACGGAGAUUAGAAGGGAGCAAGUGUGCCCCGGAGGCAGAGAUGGCUUUAGGAACUGGGAGCCCAGAAGGAUGUGGCUGAAGUCUGUCCAGUUUUAGUAUUUGUGGAUGUGUCACACACAUUGUUUCCUUUUGAAACUAAAGUCUGUUUUAUAAAUACUAAGGUGAAUUCCUUAAAGCAGUUACUUUAUGAAUGUCCUGUGGGUUUGGAAAUAGCAGGUACAUAUUUUGAAUACAGGAUAAUGACUCACAUUCCUGGUAUAUGUGUGAAACACAAACUGUAGGUAAAAUAUGGAGUUGUUUCACUUAGCGUAGCUACAGCCUUAACUUGGGGUUCAGUUAUUUGCCUGUAUCCUUCCCUCUCUGAUCUUGUGAGGAGACAGUGGAUGGCAGGUCAUCGUGAGCCAGGUUAGCUCAGCAUGGUUCACCUUGUGUGUGACUUCACAGAUCCAGUGACUAAGUGUCAUUGCUUUUAAAUUUUGACAGAGCGUUACGAUCAAGGAAAUGGAGCUGCCUUAUACAUUAAGCCCAGAAUUUAAUUCUGUUGGUAUUUUCACAGCCACGUCUCCAGGUUUUAUCUUUUUGGCAAACUUCUGAUACCGCAAUUGGUUGGAUUGAAAUAAAUAUCCCCUGGAUGUCUGACCAGAGAUUUUGCUGACAGCCCCAGCGGUGCCAUCCUCUUUGAGUAAAUUUCAUCUAAGCCUUAUUGCGUACUCUAUUCAGUUUCCUUCUAAACACGCAAGCCCUGGGAUGUCCCCAAGGAUGAGGCCUGCACAUUUUUUUAUAAGGGGAAAGAAAGCAUUUUUAAAAGUCAGGGUCAGGCUGAAAUAUACUAGGACUAAUUCUGUGAAGAAGAGGGACCCUUCAUGUGAGUGGGGAUAGAAGGGUAGGUUAUUGCCACAUCCGAAGCAGCAGUAGAUGCACACAGUGUAAAUUUGAAAUCUGCCCUUUAGUUUACAAAGGAGCCUGCCAAGUCCAUAUACCUGUUCCCAGCCCUUUCAGUCGCCCAGUCAAUACGCUGGCAAAGUAUCGUCUGAACAGUGUGUGUAAGGAAUGAUGAUGAAAGCAAAAGUAUGUCAGAAAGUUACUUCCAAAUGGUUAGAGGCAUGUGAUUGUUCGUGCCGUGUGUUCCAGCCAUGUCAGGAAUGGUAUGUUUUAACUGUGCGCAAGCGAAUGUCCGUGCGCACAGCGGGUCUUUUUCCUUUUUUGAUUAGUACUAUUAGUGCUCCAAGAAUAAAAAUGGUUGUUUUACAGUUUAGAUUCUAAGGUAGCAAAAUCUGAUUUUUCAACCAUGACCUGCAUGAAGAGAAGCAUCCUAGGAAGUCUUAGAUCAUACUUCUGAGUUCUUAACUUUAAUUUAUAUAGUGUUUUUUAUGUUUUAAUAUUUUUGUGAACUGGUGUAAAUUGUUAAUGCAUAUAAGCUUGUGUAUUUUUGUAAAUAGUUUGUGAUUUAUUUCUUGCCCCAUAUGUAAAUAUUUAGAGUCUCAUUUCUUCAAAACUUAUUUGAAGCUGAAUUGUGGGUUUGGGUUUUGUUUGUUUGUUCCUUUGUUUGUUUUGGUUGGGGUGGGGGGAGAGAAGGGAUUUUUGUACUCUGAUAAUCCAGAUGGAGAUAUCUUGUGGUUUAAAGCCAAUGUCCCACUGACAGCAAUUCAAAUACCAACAAAACUAUUUCAGGUUAAAACAGA
Messenger RNA from Phacochoerus africanus (Common warthog), 10342 nucleotides. It is a transcript of the gene ARHGAP32, whose product is annotated as Rho GTPase activating protein 32. The record is from RefSeq and is a predicted model, not a curated record. Gene Ontology annotation, molecular function: GTPase activator activity; phosphatidylinositol phosphate binding; protein binding. NCBI's taxonomy places the organism in Eukaryota, Metazoa, Chordata, Mammalia, Artiodactyla, Suidae. Gene Ontology annotation, cellular component: Golgi apparatus; actin cytoskeleton; nucleoplasm. Gene Ontology annotation, biological process: small GTPase-mediated signal transduction.